Akanthomyces muscarius is the source of this 1749-nucleotide messenger RNA. RefSeq lists its product as uncharacterized. The record is from RefSeq and is a predicted model, not a curated record. The transcript has 3 exons. Lineage: Eukaryota; Fungi; Ascomycota; Sordariomycetes; Hypocreales; Cordycipitaceae. The coding region runs from base 1 to 1749 and encodes 582 amino acids.
AUGGCCACGGCCACAAGUGAGCGCGCGAUGCGCAAUCAUCAGCUGGAUCGUUACUAUCAAGAAGGACUGCAUCGGAUUGAGUUGGUCAACCGCGACGAAACAGAGCGGAGACUCUCACUGAAAACACUCGCUUUGCGUGAUGCCAACGCUGCCCUGCAAGACUUGGCGUCUGAAAAGGAGCUUCAUAUAUCGUCUCUUGGAGAAAGUAUAGAAACUCUGAAAAUUGAGUUGUUGGAGGCCCAGCAGCGAUCGUCUGAACAACAUUCUGGUUUAGAAAAGCAGCGGAAUGAAAUUCGCUCUCUCAAGGCGGACAUUGAAAGUCUGGUCAGCUCCGCCGAAGCAUCGAAUGAUGCGGUUCAAGAGAAGGCAACUCUUACACGUCAGCUCAAUAACCUUCGCCCGGAGCUGGAGCAGCUCAAAUCACAGCUUCUCUCACAUCAGGCUGUUGUUGCCUCAAAUGGAGACCUACGGCACCAGGUUAACACGCUGGAGGUUGAACUAGAAAAUGAAAGACGCUCUAAGCUCCGCGCUCAGCAAGCGGACGAGAACGGUGUCAUUUCAGAUCUGCGUUCUAGGCUGGAGCAACAUGAAAACAGGCUCCAGACAGAAAAGACAGAAAAAGAAGGGCUGGAAAGAGAGCUUGCAGAAUCCCGCGGCGAGACAAAAGAGCAAAAAGAGCUCUGCAACGCUCUGAAAUUCAAACUCAAGGAAACACAAGACGCCUUGAAAGCUGCGCAAGUGAGCCUGCAGAAGAGUCAGCGCGAACUCUCCAAGCGCAGGGAAAUCUCUACCAGCAUCAUCGACAAGCAUCAGGAAAAUGCACCCAAGGCUAGGCAAGCACGGGCAGCCAACCUGCAGAAAAGUCAACGCGAACUCCCCAAGCCAAGCCAAACCUCUACCAACACUGUCGACGAGCAUCAGGAAACUUUACCCGAGUCGAAGCAAGCCCGGGUACUCGUUGAAGCUUGUGUAACUGAAACAUCCAUGGAUGACGUGAAUAUACAGACGCCUGUGGAUGAGAAUAUAUUGGAGAUUCGGCGGCUCCGGCGACGCGGAACAGAGCAUGCCCUGCUGGGUGAAAAGUCGAACUUUUCCAUAACACCUUUCUUAAACAAGUCCAAAGAUGCCACAGAUUAUCCCGACCUUAAUUCGGAAAAAUCCACUUCUGGGGUAGAUUUGCAAGUCAGCCCAGAGCAACCGCGCCCAACAAAAAAGAAGAGAUCUCGAGCAACGUCUCCAAUUAAAGCUCGGCGACUCGCAGCAAGCCGUGAGAAACGUUCAGCAUCUUUAGUAAAAGACGCCGCUGAAACUGAAGCCAUCUUGAGUAACACAUUGCUGAACGAGUUCGAUACACCGGUGAAACCCGGUACAAGGGGACGACCGCGCUCAGGGAAGGCUACAGAUGCGAGACGAGUCAACGACAGUAAGGAGGAUUCAGAUUCAGACACUGCAUCGCGGAAGCCGGAAUCGAAAUCCAAGGUAUCUACUACUGAGAGCAAUGCACCAAAAGACCAUGAGGCAGAGGGUCGGAGAAGAAAGCGCAAGCUACUAGGUGGGAGAGGCAAAACCAUGUUCGACGAUGAUGAAAUGGAGGUCCAUGACAAGCCAGGCAAUCCAUUGCGGCUUGUGCCAGCUAAGAGGGCCCGGUCGCAAGGUGGAGGCGUUACAAAUGCUUUCGCUGGCCCUGGCAGCACGUUUUCUCCCCUCAAGAAAGAAAGGAGGGGUGUCAAUGCGAGUUUCAUCGGGUGA